Messenger RNA from Panicum virgatum (switchgrass), 1566 nucleotides. RefSeq lists its product as uncharacterized. The record is from RefSeq and is a predicted model, not a curated record. The transcript has 6 exons. The coding region runs from base 402 to 809 and encodes 135 amino acids. Gene Ontology annotation, molecular function: phosphoprotein phosphatase activity. NCBI's taxonomy places the organism in Eukaryota, Viridiplantae, Streptophyta, Magnoliopsida, Poales, Poaceae.
UAACAAGGAGAGGGCGAGCUUGUUGCCGCUUCGGUUCGCGGUGAUAGGCACUCUCGCUGGCGAUGCGCUCGUUGCUUUUGUUUGCUCUUCUUCGGAAGCAGAAGAAGCGAAGAAAGCGGUCCAGGCGGAGGCGCAAGGACAGUCAACUUCAUCAGGGUGAAGCCAACAGCAAGGUGCUCAACAUCGGCUCACCACCAAUCAGGGUACAGAGGAAAAAGCUUCUCAUUCUGGAUCUUAACGGUUUGCUUGCCGACAUUAACCAAGACCACCACAACUCCCAUUUGUCGCACGGCAAGGUCCGAGGCAAACUAGUCUUCAAAAGGCCGUACUGUGACGAUUUUCUGAGGUUUUGCAUCCGCAACUUUGAUCUGGGGAUAUGGUCGUAAAGAUUCAAAGCAAAUAUGGAUGCGGUUGUUGAUAUGCUUAUGAAAGAUCUGAAGCAGCAUCUCUUGUUCUGUUGGGACUCAUCUCAAUGCACUGCGACUGGACAUUGCACUGUUGAAAACAAGGACAAACCGUUAGUGUUGAAGGAACUGAGGAAGCUGUGGAACAAAGAGGAACCUGGCCUUGGAACAAGGGGGGACUUCUCACCCUCAAAUACUCUGCUUGUGGAUGAUUCCCCUUACAAAGCUCUGCGCAACCCGCCACACACUGCCAUCUUUCCUUACUCCUACAGCUAUAAGGAUGUCAAGGAUGAUUCAUUGGGACCUGGUGGAGAUCUUCGCUUGUACCUGGAGAACCUUGCUACUGCAGACGACGUCCAGCGUUACGUCGAGGAACACCCUUUUGGCCAACUUCAAAUCACAUAGAGGAACCCAAAUUAGCCGGGAUUGUUUAAAUAGUAAGGUAUUUCUUGGGGAGUGUGUUGUCCCUCAACACAAACUUGUGGUAGCGGAUUUUCGUUUUCGGGUACGUGUCCACCGGGACAAACGUGCAAAGAUUGCGAGAACGAAGUGGUGGAAGCUUAGAGGGUAAGCGGCGCAAAUGUUUAAGGAGAUGAUGCUAAAUGAGGAAUCUUGGGAAGAAGAAGAAGAUGCAGACGACAUGUGGCUAAAGAUGGCAACAUGUAUUCGGAAGGUGGCCUCAGAGAUGUUUGGCAUGAGUAGGGGAGGUAAAUAGGGAAAGAAAGACACCUAGUGGUGGAAUGACGAGGUGCAAAGGGCUAUUAAGGAGAAGAAUGAAUGUUUCAAGCGCCUCCACCUUGACAAGAGUAUAGCCAACAUUGAGAGCUAUAAAUUAGCGAAGAGGGCUGCAAAGCGAGCUAUGAGUGUAGCAAAGGGUAAGGCGUAUGAUGACUUGUAUCAAUGGCUAGGCACGAAGAAAGGGGAGAAGGACAUUUAUAAGUUGGCUAAGAUCCGUGAGCGGAAGACAAGGGACAUCAACCAAAUCAAAUGCAUCAAAGAUGGGACAGAUCGACUUCUAGUGAAGAAUGAGGAGAUCAAAGGUAGAUGGCGAGAGUACUUCGACAAGUUGUUUAAUAGGGAGAAUGAGGGGCCUACCCUUGAGUUAGAUGACUCUUUUGACUAUACCAACAGACGCUUUGUGAGGAGAAUUCAGGAGGCAGAG